This is a messenger RNA of Haemonchus placei, 1845 nucleotides long. The record is from the annotation of a GenBank genome assembly. NCBI's taxonomy places the organism in Eukaryota, Metazoa, Nematoda, Chromadorea, Rhabditida, Trichostrongylidae.
AUGGGAAAGAAAAAGAAAAGGCAGGACAAUGACGAUUCCGAUUUGUCAGACACCGACUCAGGCUCUGAAGUAUCAGAGAAGACUAGACAAACUGUUUUGCCCGUAGCCACACAAAAAAGGCAGCAGGCAUUGCCUGGAGCUACAGUUAAGCCACGAAAGCAUCCACCAUGGUACAGUGCUCGAAUUCUGGAAGAGGAACGACCAGAUCUUGCUGGAGCUGACGGACGAAUCAACCUAGAGAGAGAAGAAGCUGCGCUCAUGGAUAUGUUUAUCAGAGGAAAGAGUGAUCUACAAACAGGCGACCUUAUAAUCACUGAUGACAAUCUCGAUGAAGAAGAUCGUAAGUUCAAUCGCUACGAAGUCCAGCUGAAGUACAACGAAGGGAGGUAUACUGCCCUCUACCUGAUAUCGCGGCAAGUUUGCGCCAACAACGAGACAGUGGAAAAGAAUACUCUGUUCGCUAUGAAAACCAGUAUUCGACCAUAUAGCGUAAAUAUUACCUUACGGAUGAAGCGUGAACUUCGAAUUCUGAAUGAGCUGAAGAAGAACAAAUGCCCAUACAGCCCUAUUGUUCUCGACAGUGGACGAGUUGCAGACUUACCUUUUAUAGUGAUGAACCUGUUGGAUCGUAAUCUCGAGAAACUUCGUGAACAGACAGCUUCUUUGAAGCCAGCUACAGUAUAUUAUGUCGCUCAUGAAGCUUUAGCGGCGAUAGCGUUUCUCCACAGUAUGAAGUAUAUCCAUCGUGAUGUUAAACUAACAAAUAUUUGCAUUGGUGCCGGCCAGUUGAUGACCAGAAUUUAUCUGAUUGACUACGGUGACACCGUGAAGCAGGGCAAAAAGAUCAGAUAUGGCACACCUGACGGCUACACAUUGCCAUAUUGGAGUCUAGACGCCCACAAACGUGGAGUUGCUCGUGAGAAAGGAGACCUCGAGUCAUGGUUCUACGUUUUGAUUGAUCUACUUGCUCCGGGAGCAUUACCUUGGUCGAAAAUGCACAAUGAGAAGACAAUGGAAGCAGAAAAAACAUGUUUUUGGGAGGGUAAACGUCAAAUGCCUGAUUCACCGUAUGUAUUCGCGCUUUUUGAUAUAAUAAGAAGGCUGACUACUAACUUUAAUUAUCAAUUAGCAAGGCAAAUGCUUCGAGAAGCUAUUGAUCAUCAUCAAAAAGGGCCGUUGGUGUUGGAAUGGGCACCGAAUUUGCGUGUUCCUUUGCCCCCUCUGACAGGACGGCGAGUUGUAGGCUCCAACCUUAAUACUGACAAGACAUCGCGGACAUCACGAAGCGUGGAUCAGACGAUGAGGUCGCUAGCCGAUGAUGAGCAGCCUCGGGAUGGCUAUAGUCGUUACAAACAAGCACAAAUGAUGCAUCAACAACAAAAGUACGGUAGAACCCAAGCGACGGUAGAAACACGUACCCGGACAAAUGAAACUUCUGUGGAAGCAGCGAGUGCGGCAAUACCAUCACCUGCACAGAAGACUUCAGAAGCUGUUGAAAUGGAUGAAAAGCGUAAGGCCAAGGUGGCAUUGAUAGCCGGCCGGGUCCCGAGUGCGACAGCACAACAACGACUGAAGCCAUCCCCACGUCAACCAGUGCGACCGAUGCAACCACAACAGCCACUCCCCAGACAGCCUCAACAACAACAAGCACGAAGGAGGGCUUCACAGAAGACACGUCCCCAACAGCAGCAACAACAAAGGCAACAACAACAGCGGCUCCAGCAACAACGACUACAGCAACAGCGACUACAGCAACAGCGAAUACAGCAACAGCGAGCCCAACAACAACGACGACAAAAGCAGGCUCGACAAAGACAAAGGGAGCAAUCUGACGAUGAUGAUUAA